UAACAUAUUAUAUAAGGCAAGGUGUAGCCCCCUGAAUCUUCAUCCAAAAGCUAAAAAUGGCAAGUUUGUGCAAUAGUAGUAGUACAACUCUCAAAACUCCUUUUACUUCCUCCACUUCUUUAGGUUCCACUCCAAAGCCCUCCCAACUUUUCCUCCAUGGAAAACGUAACCAAACUUUCAAAGUCUCAUGCAAAGUUUCCAAUAAUAACGGUGACCAAAAUGUUGAAACAAAUUCUGUUGAUAGGAGAAAUGUGCUUCUUGGUUUAGGAGGUCUCUAUGGUGUUGCUAAUGCUAUACCAUUAGCUGCAUCAGCUGCUCCUACACCACCUCCUGAUCUCUCAUCUUGUAGUAAAGCCAAGAUUAGUGCAACUGAGGAGGUAUCAUACAGUUGUUGCGCUCCCAGGCCUGAUGAUUUGAACAAAGUUCCGUAUUACAAGUUCCCUUCUAUGACUAAGCUCCGUAUCCGUCCACCUGCUCAUGCUGCUGAUGAGGAAUAUAUUGCCAAGUACAAUUUGGCUAUUAGCAGAAUGAAAGAUCUUGAUAAGACACAACCUUCAAAUCCUAUUGGAUUCAAGCAACAAGCCAAUAUACAUUGUGCUUAUUGUAACGGAGCUUAUGUAAUUGAUGGCAAAGUGUUACAAGUUCAUAACUCGUGGCUUUUCUUCCCGUUCCAUAGAUGGUACUUGUACUUCUAUGAGAGAAUCUUGGGAUCUCUCAUCGAUGAUCCAACUUUCGGUUUGCCAUAUUGGAAUUGGGACCACCCAAAGGGCAUGCGUUUUCCUCCCAUGUUCGAUCGUGAAGGGACUUCCCUUUACGACGAAAGGCGUAGUCAGCAAAUCCGUAAUGGAACCGUAAUAGAUCUUGGUUCUUUUGGGGACCAAGUUCAAACAACUCAACUCCAGUUGAUGAGUAAUAACUUAACUCUAAUGUACCGUCAAUUGGUAACUAAUGCUCCAUGUCCUCUUUUGUUCUUUGGUGGACCUUAUGUUCUUGGGAAUAACGUCGAAGCGGCUGGAACCGUUGAAACCAUCCCUCACAGUCCUGUCCACAUUUGGACUGGCACAAAGCGAGGUUCCAUCUUGCCUAAUGGUGAAACAUCACACGGUGAGGACAUGGGUCAUUUCUACUCAGCUGGUUUGGAUCCUGUUUUCUAUUGCCACCACAGCAAUGUGGACCGGAUGUGGAACGAAUGGAAGGCAAUUGGAGGGAAAAGAAGGGAUAUCUCACAGAAAGAUUGGUUGAACUCGGAGUUCUUUUUCUAUGAUGAAAAUGGAAACCCAUUCCGUGUGAAAGUCCGAGACUCUUUGGACACGAAGAAGAUGGGGUACGAUUACGCACCAAUGCCCACCCCAUGGCGUAACUUCAAGCCAAAAACAAAGGCCACAGAUGGGAAAGUGAAUACAAGUUCACUUUCACCAGCCAGCAAGGUAUUCCCACUGGCUAAGCUAGACAAAGCCAUUUCGUUUUCCAUAAAUAGGCCGACUUCGUCAAGGACUCAACAGGAGAAAAAUGAACAAGAGGAGAUGCUAAAGUUCAACGAGAUAAAAUAUGAUAAUAGAGAGUAUAUAAGGUUCGACGUGUUCCUGAAUGUUGAUAAAAAUGUGAAUGCAGAUGAGCUUGACAAGGCAGAGUUUGCGGGAAGCUAUACUAGCUUGCCACAUGUUCACAGAGCUGGCGAUACUAAUCAUGUCGCGACUGCUACUCUCCGGCUGGCAAUCACUGAACUGCUUGAGGACAUUGGCCUGGAAGAUGAAGACACUAUCGCGGUGACUCUGGUACCAAAGAAAGGUGGAGAAGGUAUCUCCAUUGGAGGUGCUGAGAUCAGUCUUGUGGAUUGUUAAUUAGUCUUUUUUGAAUCUGCUGAGAUUAUGCUUGAAGCUUAUUGAUGGAUGAUGCUCUGUUCCUACUUUGUUAUUCUGUUUUCUGUUUGUUUUUUCAUGUUGAAAUCAGCUUGAAACUUGAUUUUCUUGCAGCUGUUAUUCACGAAUAAAUCAAUAGUAACUGUUUCUAUCUUAU
Messenger RNA from Solanum dulcamara, 2016 nucleotides. RefSeq names its product polyphenol oxidase B, chloroplastic-like. The transcript has a single exon. The record is from RefSeq and is a predicted model, not a curated record. Bases 57 to 1841 code for a protein of 594 amino acids. Gene Ontology annotation, biological process: pigment biosynthetic process. Gene Ontology annotation, molecular function: catechol oxidase activity. Lineage: Eukaryota; Viridiplantae; Streptophyta; Magnoliopsida; Solanales; Solanaceae.